AUGGCCCCGAAAGAGGACAUGCUGCCCCCGGGCUGGGAGGAUCUAGACAGGCAAAUGGGCCAGCUCUUUAUGAUGGGCUUUGAUGGGACCUCGGUCAGCCCGCAGAUUCGCACCCUCAUUGAAGACUACCAUCUAGGCUCCGUCCUACUGUCAGCUAAGAAUCUUAAAUCGGCUGAAGAAGCAACUCGGUUGGUCCUUGAGUUGCAAACCAUUGCGCGAGCUGCCGGCCAUCCGGUCCCCUUGUUGAUCGUGUUGGACCAAGAAAAUGGAGGCGUUAAUAGUUUAUACGAUGAGAUCUAUAUUCGUCAAUUCCCCAGCGCCAUGGGAAUUGUCGCGACCGGUUCCAAGACCCUCGCUCAUGAGGUCGCCGUUGCGACAGCGCAGGAAAUCAAAGCGGUAGGGGUCAAUUGGAUUCUUGGACCGGUCCUAGAUGUCUUGACGAACGUGCGAAACCAACCGUUGGGGGUGCGUACCUCUGGGGACGACCCCCAGGAAGCAUCGCAAUAUGGGGUCCAGUUCAUGAAGGGAUAUCAGGAAGCGGGAAUAGCCACCUGUGGCAAGCAUUUCCCCUCGUACGGCAACCUGGAAUUUCUGGGAUCCCAUGCCGAUGUUCCUAUCAUCACCGAAUCUCUGGAGCAACUCAGUCUAAGUGCGUUGGUUCCUUUUCGUAACGCCAUCAUGCAGGGCCUGGAUGCCAUGAUGGUCGGCGGUGUGUCCAUGUCCUCUGCUGGGAUGAAUGUGAUGCACGCCUGUCUGAGUGACCAGGUGGUCGACGAGCUUCUACGGAAAGAUCUGAAGUUCGAAGGAGUCGUCGUAUCCGAGUGUUUGGAGAUGGAGGCCCUGACUCAUAACAUUGGAGUGGGAGGUGGCACGGUGAUGGCAAAGAAUGCAGGCUGUGAUGUGAUCUUGCUCUGUCGAUCCUUCCCAGUGCAGCAGGAGGCUAUCAAUGGAUUGAAACUGGGGGUAGAGAACGGCAUCAUUGGCCGUCCUCGAAUCGAGCAGUCCCUGCGUCGUGUGCUGAAUCUCAAAGCACGAUAUACCUCGUGGGAGCAGGCACUGAAUCCGCCCGGAAUCCUCUCUCUCACCCAGAUGCAGCCAUCCCAUACGAACUUAUCCACGCGUGCUUACAACAGUUCCAUCACGAUGAUGCGGGAUAAGAAUAACCUACUUCCUCUUUCGAACGUGAUUGAAGCCAGCGAAGAGCUUCUCCUCCUGACCCCGUUGGUCAAGCCCCUUGCAGCGUCUGCAGUAUCACUUUCCGUGAAUGAAACUAAGCAUGGAUCUCUGGACACGACCUCGGUCGAUCAUGCGGCUUCGGUACUGAGCGGAGAAAGCGUAUUCAAAGAGCUGGGGAGAUCCCUCUCACGGCAAAGAAAUGGACGGGUGUUGCACACCUCCUAUACCCAUAAUGGCGUGCGGCCAAUCCAUGAGGAUCUCAUCAAACGAGCCAGUGCCGUCAUUGUGGUCACUGCAGAUGCCAAUCGUAACCUAUACCAGCAGGCAUUCACCAAACAUGUUUCGUUGAUAUGCCAGUCGCAGUACUCAUCGUCCGGCGAACGUUGCGAAAAGCCCUUGGUCGUGGUCGCCGUCAGCUCACCGUUUGAUUUCGCGACGGACUCUUCGAUUGGGACCUAUAUUUGCACGUAUGACUUCACAGAAACCGCGCUUCAGGCUCUAGUCAAGGUUCUCUAUGGAGAUCUGACACCCACGGGAACCUUGCCGGGCACCAUCAGCCGCAGCCAGAAAAUUCACCAAUCUCGACAGCAUUGGCUUGUAGAAAAUUGGAAUGAAGACCGAGAUGCCGAUGGCUUGGAGGCGCUGCUCGAUGCAGUUCGCGAGGACUGUACACAAGGACAGCGCUCCGAGCUUCUCGGUGCCACCUCUGGCAGCUUCCUACUCCGGAAGGAGGAUAUCGAUGAGGCACAUUUUGUGGUGCGUAACAGCAGUACCCGAGCGCUCUAUGGAUUCUGCGCAACCUACUUCUUUCGAUCAACCGGUACGGGCGUCAUUGGGUGUCUGAUCGUGGAUCCCUCGCGGCGGAAAUUGUCUAUCGGACACUCCCUUCACAGCCGAGCCAUCCGGACCCUGCUUCAGCGAAAGGGCAUGAAGCGAUUUCAACUGGGGUCUCGACUCCCGGGUAUCUACCUGGGGAUCCCUAACGUUACCCCUGUCGUACGUAAACGGCUGCGGCAGUGGUUUGCCAAUCUGGGGUGGAACAUUGCCCUCUCGCGCCCCGUCUGCAGUGUGGUGCUGCGCAACCUCGGAACCUGGACUCCACCAGAGGGCCUGACAGCCACGCUGCAGAAUGCCGAAGUCAUCUACGAUCUCGUGUACGGAUGGGAUUUCGCGCGUGCCAUUUUGGAGCACAUCAAGACCAAUGCCCGACAGGGAGUCGCGGACAUCUACAGAAUUGCACUGGGUGGUGCACCCAAUUGUGGCAUCAUCCGAGCCAAGCGGUCGUCCGACGAUAUGAUUCUUGGGAGCAUUGUUGUCUACAACGAGCGAUCUGCGUUGGCGGACCAUAUGCCGGUCUUACGUGCCACUCAGACCACUGUCGGGGGCAUCUCGUCACCAGUCAUCUCGCCCUGUGCUGACGACUACUCCACUGUCAUGCAGGGGUUGAUUCUGCUAGCUAUCAAGCAAAUCCGCAAGCUGAAUGCUAACGCGGUAGUAAUGGAUUGUGUGGACGGCGAUGGCAACUUCGAUUGUCUUUCCUCGAUGGGCUUCAGUGUGCUACACAACUUUGAAGAGGUGAAUUGUGACGCCACCGCCUGGACGAUGAUGCAUCCUUCAUAG
Penicillium macrosclerotiorum is the source of this 2796-nucleotide messenger RNA. Its product is annotated as putative beta-N-acetylglucosaminidase. Gene Ontology annotation, biological process: carbohydrate metabolic process; peptidoglycan turnover. The coding region runs from base 1 to 2796 and encodes 931 amino acids. The record is from RefSeq and is a predicted model, not a curated record. The transcript has 4 exons. Gene Ontology annotation, molecular function: hydrolase activity, hydrolyzing O-glycosyl compounds. NCBI's taxonomy places the organism in Eukaryota, Fungi, Ascomycota, Eurotiomycetes, Eurotiales, Aspergillaceae.